CGGCAGACGCACCAUUUUGGAUUUUCAGGCUACAGUAGCUAGCUGUGGCUGUUAGCUCCCACGGCGCUUCGUCUCUUUGACAGAAGUUAUUUUUCCCGCUUUGUUAGUAAAGUUUAGCAGAGAGGGAGCAGCUCGGCGAACAGAUCCAAGCCUCAGUGUUUGUGUCUGUGAGAGAAAUGGACGGAGAAGAGGACGACUUCAUGUCCGGGAAUCAGUCCGAUGAUGGAGGUGGCACUCCAGUUCAGGAUGAACACCAGUCCGACGGCGAGGAGAUGAGGAGCGACCGACACCAGUCCGAGGACGAGGGCAGCAACGAUGAAGAUGCUCCACAGGCUAUGGAGACCGGCGAGGCAGCCAGCGGCUCGGACAACGAAGACCACAGAGGGGCUGACAGCGACUCUGAUGGCGAGGCUCCGAGAGGCCACAAUGAUGACGACAAAAGCGACUCGGAGGCAGAGGCUCCUCGGCCCGCUGACAGUGACGACGACUCUCCGGUCAAACGCAGGAUGAGCGAAUCAGACAAUGAGGAGUCUUCGCCCGUCAAACAUGGAGCGUCAGACAACGAGGAGGAAGGAGGGUCGUCUCCAGUCAGACGAAAUUCAGACAAUGAGGAGGACGGAGGGUCGUCUCCAGUCAGACGAAAUUCAGACAACGAGGAGGAGGGAGGGUCGUCACCCGUCAGACGAAACUCAGACAACGAGGAGGAGCGAGGGUCGUCUCCUGUCAGACGACGAGGGAGCAGCUCAGACAUGGAGGAGAGGCCCAAAACGGCUGGAGACAGCAACUCAGAGAACGAAGACGCCAAACCUGUGGCGUCUCCAGGCCAGCGGUCCAAUGAUGACAGUGACUCUGACAGAGAGACGCCGGCCAGGCGAAAGAAGGCUCAGAUAGACUCUGAUGAUGAGGAGGAGGAGAAACAGGAGGGGGAGACGAAGGGAAGAGGAGGGAAGUGGAAGGCUGUGAUGCAGUCUGACAGUGAGGAGGAGGAGGGAGGAAGGAGGAAGGCUGCAACAGGAAGUGAUGAAGAGCAGGAGGAGGGGGAGAAGAGGCAGAGAGAUGACAGUGAAGACGAGGAUGAUAAGCCAGUAAAGAGGAAGAAGGCCAUCCUGUCAGACAGUGAGGAUGAGGAUGAGGGGAAGGCAGACAAACCAGUUAAGAGGAGUCGGGCGAUGUCCGAUGACGAGAACUCGGACAGUGACGGGGAGUCAGGAGGUCCGGAUAAAAGUCUGGCAGCCAAACUCCGAGAGCUCGGCUCAGACAGCAGCAGUGAAGAUGAAAGAUCGAAAGCUACGCCGGCAAAGAAGGACGAAAAGGCGCUUUUCGGCAGUGACAGUGACUCUGGAGACGGAGAUGAGGAGGAGAAAAUGAUCGCAGACAUCUUUGGAGAGUCUGGAGAUGAGGAGGAGGAGGAGUUCACGGGCUUCAACCAGGAGGACCUGGAGGGAGACAAGAAGGAGUCGAAGGAAAAGCAGCAGGAGCAUCAGGUGGACGACGAGUCCGACUCUGAUGAAGGAGUCGACCGCAGCGGACAGGACACCAGCUUCAUGUCAGACUUCGACAUCAUGCUCGCCAAGAGAAAAGCCAUGAACAGCAAGAAAAGGCGGCACCGCGACGGUGGGACGUUCAUCAGCGACGCAGACGACGUGGUCAACGCCAUGAUCCACAAGAUGAAUGAAGCUGCAGAGGAGGAUCGAACUCUGAACAGUCAGAAGAAACCAGCGCUGAAAAAACUCACCCUGCUGCCACAUGUCGUCAUGCAUCUGAAAAAACAAGACUUGAAGGAGACGUUCAUCGACAGCGGUGUGAUGUCGGCCAUUAAAGAGUGGAUCAGCCCUCUACCAGACAAAUCGCUUCCUGCUCUGAGAAUCAGAGGAGAGCUGCUCAAGAUCCUGCAGGAGCUGCCCAGUGUGAGUCAGGAGACUCUGAAACACAGUGGCAUCGGACGAGCCGUCAUGUUUCUGUACAAACACCCAAAAGAGUCUAGAGCCAACAAAGACCUCGCUCUCAAACUCAUCAAUGAGUGGUCGCGGCCGAUCUUUGGCUUGACAUCAAACUACAAAGGGAUGACGAGAGAGGAACGGCAGCAGAGAGAUCUGGACCAGCAGAUGCCCCAAAGACGAAGACUCAGUCAGCCUCAGAAGGUGGAGAGGGCGGAGGAACCUGACGUCUUCUCUCCACCAAUCAGUUCUGGAGGUCAGACGCCUCGCAGAGACCUGGAGAAACAACUGACCGGGGAGGAAAAGGCCCUGAGACCCGGGGACCCCGGCUUCUGUGCCAGGGCUCGAGUGCCGAUGCCUUCGAACAAAGACUACGUGGUCCGACCAAAGUGGAACGUGGAGGUGGAGUCAAAUAGGGGUCCGGUGAAAAAGGUGAUGUCCCGUGUGGAUAAACAAAUGCGUAGGUUUGCCGACAUCCGCCGCCUGACGAAGACAGGUCACGCUGUGAAAAUCAGCGUGGAGGGAAACCGGAUGCCGCUUUGAUUUUAACACCUCUAGGAUUUUUUUUUUCUUUUUAAUGUGCUGCUCCUGAAGUUACCCGUCAUUCCCUGCCUUUUAACCCCCUUACUCCCCCUCCUCCGGUCCAGCUCUGCCUUACUGAAGAGCCCACAUCUGAUUUCUUUGACUCACUUUUAAUAAAAUAUCUGUUGUAAACAUGAAAUGCAGGAACUCCUCUGGUCUUUGGGCAAAAGCGUAGUUUCUUUCCAAAAUUAUCCUAUGAAGUUCUGCUAAUAGUGUUAGCUACAUUAGCCCUAGCUAAACCAACCGGAUUCCUGUCAGUCAGUGUAAACAAAAUUGUGUUAGCAUUUUGGUGACAUUUGGGAUAUUACCAGUUAGCUAUGUUGGCAUUUUCCCAAACAAGUUAACUUAUGGCAAAAGUCAGUUACUUAGCAUUACCGCUAGACUAGUUUAAUGUUAAAUAACGUAAGCUAGCCAAACCUCCAAGUUAUCAGACAGCUUUUCUUUUAAUGCACAUUUCUAGCUAAUGUUAGCAUUAAGAGAUUAUAAUGUUAAAACUAUGCUAGGACACAAGAUUAGCUCAUUGUAGCUUCACCACCAAGCUAAGUUGAAUGACAAAAGUUAUCAGUUAGCUUCAUUAGCCUUAUCUCAUCAUUUAUAACAUCUACAGCACUUUUAUUACUAGUUAGCUAUGUUAGCCUUUCCCCAAACGAUCUAACAUAUGGUAAAAGUCAGCCACAUUAGCUCCAAACGAGUUUUAUGUUCAUUAACUUUGCCUCUCAAAGCUAGCCAAAAUUAAAAUUUAGCAGCUAAGUUGUGUGGCUUCAUUAGCAGUAAGCUUCAUUAGCCUUAUAUUACAAUUUUUAACAUCACUGUUUUCCCCUGUUAGCUAUUAGCCUUUUCCCAAACUAGAAAACGAAUGGUGAAAGUCAGCCACAUAAGCAUUUGCUUUCGACUAGUCUUCGGUUAAUUAACAUUUUCAAUCAAAGCUAGCAUAACCUCUUUGUUAGCAGAUAGCUAUUCUUAAGAUUUACCAUUCUAGCUAAUGUUGCCAUAAUGAACUCCAGACAAGCCUAAUGCUAGCUUAACCUCAAAGCUAGCAUAUUGCAUUUCCUCUAAUUCAUGGUUCUUGCCAAUGUUGGAUGUCAUCAUUAGAUGACAUAGUAUGACAUAUGUAUAUAUAUAUAUAUAUAUAUGACAUAUGACACUUAGAUGUCAUCAUAACGCUAGGCCACAGUGUUAGCUUAUCAUAGCUUCAUCGCCAAGCUGAGUUGUAUUGCUAAAGUUAGCAGUUGCCCUCUUUAGCUUCAUCACAUAACUUUUAACAUCUUCAUCACUGUUAUCACCAGUUAGCUAUGUUAGCCUUUUACCAAACUGGCUAGCAUAUAAUAAAACUAAGCCAGAUCAUUCAAAAACUAAGAUGUCAAAGGAACUUUUGGCCACAAUUUUAGCUAUAUUAGCAAUAUUAGCUUCAACACAAACCUAAGUUUUAUGGAUAUUAACAGUCAGCUACAUUAGCCUUAAAAUAAACAUCCACAUUGCACUUCAGUAUAAUCAGUUAGCUAUGUUAGCUUUUUCCAAAACUAAGUUGCUUAUGGUGGUCAACUUUAGCAUUAGCUCCAAACUGAGCUGCUCAGUAAUGCUAAUUAAGGUAGACAAUAAGAGCUAACUUAAGUACAAAGUAGAGCUAACUCAACUCAAUUAGCCAUUCACUUUCCCUCCAGGCUCAUAGCUAAUGUUGCCAUUAUCUUAAUUGUAAAUAAAGCUGCUUAGCAGUUCUUAGCUUCACCAUCAAGCUAAUCCACAGGGCUGAAUGUAGCAGUACUAUCCUUAACAGUCUGCUGUAUAAACUAGCUGUUAGCUUUAUCUGUAGAGUUGUCAUCUUGUGUUAGCAGUAUUAGCACCAGCCUGCUAACAGACAGGCUUUACGCCAUUCAAAAAUGUUAGCCUUUUUGUUUGCAUUCACCCCUAACCAGUUAAUCAGCAAUCACAUUCAUGUCCAGCUAAGUAAGUGUAGCUAAUCUUAGCAUGAACCUUCAGCUGUUAUUUCCAAAAAGCAAGAUUUUAUGAUUUGUGUUCGGAAGCUUUUCCUCCUAACUGCCUAAAAAUAACUUAAAAUAUUUUUUAAACGGUUGUUGAGAUUUUUGCAGUGCUGUUUAAAAACACUGCGUUAGUAUAAAAAGUUUUAUGAAAACAGUUUUACAGAAAAUUAAAACAUUGACAUCAAACCUAGCUGAUAUCCUUACAACCAUCAUUAAACUCAGGUGGUGACUGUUUGAUUUUUAAUGAUUUACUUCAUUCACGAUCAUUUCAUAUGUGAAAAAAACAAAGAGAAUCACAAACAAGUGCCUCUAUGGAGAUUAUAUAUAAGCUAUACGUUUAUGUAUAAUGAAAAGGGCAUAGUAUUAACCCUUUAAAUAACACAAAUCAUUCUUGGUUGAUCAUUUUGGAAAAGUUUUAUGUUUUUGCUCAAAUUACUGAAAUUUUUUUCAAACUUCGAGUGCUGGAUUUGAGAAGACUCCCUCCCUCUCUUUGUUUCUGAAUGUUUUUGCUAAAAGGACAACCAGACCUCGUCUUUAGCCCUUUUUGUCCCCUCUUUGUUCCCAUAGCGGCUGUACAGAAUUCUGUAAACUAACUGCAGCUUGACCUCAGACAUGCCGAAUCUGAAAGAAACAUACAGACGUCUGUGUGUUUGUGUGAAUCAGCUGGAGUGUCUGCACUGUUCAGAAGAUACUUUUCUUAAUAAAGACUCGACAAAAAACUCA
Molecule: messenger RNA, 5221 nt
Organism: Cheilinus undulatus (humphead wrasse)
Lineage: Eukaryota; Metazoa; Chordata; Actinopteri; Labriformes; Labridae
Product: protein IWS1 homolog
Exons: 16
Coding region: 177-2480 (767 amino acids)
Biological process (GO): poly(A)+ mRNA export from nucleus
Cellular component (GO): nucleus
Source: RefSeq, a predicted model, not a curated record